GAAGUUUUAGAGGGAUACAGAGAGAGAGUAGCUAUGGCGUCUUGUAGGGUUCCUGGUGUGCUCUUGAUGUGUGUUUUCGUGAUUUUAUUAUCGACUGUAUUUUCGAUCUCUUCUGCUUCUGAGGAGGAGAAAGAAUAUGUAUUGACGUUGGAUCACUCAAAUUUCUCGGAGAUUGUGUCUAAACACAAGUUCAUCGUCGUUGAAUUCUAUGCUCCUUGGUGUGGUCACUGUAAGAAUCUCGCUCCAGAGUAUGAAAAAGCUGCAUCAGUGUUGUCAGGUAACGAGCCUGCAAUUGUCUUGGCCAAAGUUGAUGCCAAUGCCGAAGAAAACAAAGGACUUGCAGAGCAAUUUGAGAUACAAGGCUUCCCCACAAUCAAGAUCUUGCGAAACGGAGGAGAAAAUGUUCAGGAAUAUAAAGGCCCUCGAGAGGCUGAUGGUAUAGUGACUUACUUGAAGAAGCAAACUGGUCCUGCGUCAAAGGAAAUAAAAACUGCAGAAGAUGCAGAUAGACUUAUUGAUGGCAAAAAGAUCUUUAUAGUAGGAAUUUUCCCCAAAUUUUCUGGGGAAGAAUUCGAGAAUUUUUUGAUUGUAGCUGAAAAGUUGCGCUCAGACUAUGAUUUUGGCCAUACUACAAAUGCUGAGCUCAUUCAUCGUGGGGAAUCAUCAGUUUCUAAGGCAACUGUUAGGCUACUAAAGCCAUUUGAUGAACUUUUUGUUGAUUUCAAGAAUUUCGAGGUUGAUGCUUUGGAGAAGUUCAUUGAAGAAGGUAGCAUUCCUCUUGUCACACUCUUUGACCAAAACCCUGACAACCAGCCGUUUCUAAACAAAUACUUUGGAAGUCCAGAUGAAAAGGCAAUGCUGUUCCUGCAUUUUAGUCAUGACCAAAUUGAUAAUUUCAAGUCAAAAUACAAUGAAAUUGCUGGCCUAUACAAAGGGAAAGGACUAAAAUUCCUUUUGGGUGAUGUUCUAGCUAGUGAAAGUGCCUUUCAGUUUUUUGGGCUUACAGAAGAUCAAGCACCUGUUCUCGUUGUACAGAACAACAAAGGUCUCAAGUUUAUUAACCCAAACGUGGAAAUUGAUCAAAUCGCUCCUUGGUUGAAAUCUUAUGUGGAUGGAAAGCUUAAACCAUCUAUAAAGUCUGAGGCUAUUCCGGAAACUAACGAUGAGCCUGUGAAGGUGGUAGUUGCCAAGAGCCUCAGAGACAUGGUUUUGGACUCCAAAAAGAAUGUUCUCUUAGAAAUCUAUGCACCAUGGUGUGGGCACUGCAAAAAACUGGCUCCAAUAUUGGACGAAGUUGCUGUCUCGUUUGAGAAGGAUGCUGAUGUCGUGGUUGCAAAAUUGGAUGGAACCAAAAAUGAUGUUCCAAGUGACAUAAUUGAAGUUAGAGGUUACCCAACUCUGUACUUUAAGUCUGCAAGUGGUAGUAAAUAUGUGGCAUAUGAGGGAGAUAGGAGUAAGGAAGACAUCAUCGAGUUCAUUCAAAACAACCGUGAUGCUGCUACUUCUGAAUCCAUCCUCAAAGAUGAGCUUUGAAAGAUUUAUGAGUGUUUUUUUGUUUCUUCUUUUAAUUCGGUAGUUGUAUGUCAUGUGGUCCUUAUAUAACUAGAGUUUUCUUCUGAGAUAUGAAGCUAAGUUUCAUGUUAUUUGCCAAUAUG
Messenger RNA from Cynara cardunculus var. scolymus (artichoke), 1655 nucleotides. Its product is annotated as protein disulfide-isomerase-like. Gene Ontology annotation, molecular function: protein disulfide isomerase activity. Gene Ontology annotation, biological process: protein folding; response to endoplasmic reticulum stress. The transcript has 10 exons. The coding region runs from base 34 to 1533 and encodes 499 amino acids. Gene Ontology annotation, cellular component: endoplasmic reticulum. NCBI's taxonomy places the organism in Eukaryota, Viridiplantae, Streptophyta, Magnoliopsida, Asterales, Asteraceae. The record is from RefSeq and is a predicted model, not a curated record.